AUUCUAUUUCGCAAUCGUGUCCUACAACUGCCAGUAUAGUGUCCGCCAAACAUCCGUUCGGAACGAACGCGCCGACAGAUCCUUGUAGCAGUUUUCUUUUUGACAUUGUGGUGAAAAAUAACAGCGCUCAAGUAUAGGGAGGAUUGCAUAAAGUGCUAAUCUAGUUCACUGUGUAAAUACAGUUUCGCAGCCCGAAAGCGAUGCCAGUAAAGUGACAGUUUCCGAACGAGCUGCGACGAACAGUGAAUUUUCUUUGUUUUCUCCUUAUGCUAGUAGAGUUGCUACCCCGUGAGUGAUAGGAUUUUUUUGGAGUCGUCAAAAAAGGACCCACCUCUCCAUCGGUAUCGGAGCAUUUCAAAAUGGUGGCAAUCAGCUCAUCACUAGCAAGCAAAAUGGCACCGAACGCAACGGUCGAAGCGACCGGUGUGCUAAACGAAACCGAUGCCGAAACCAUCGACGGAGGCCUAUCGAAGGACAUUACCCCGCUGAAACGGGCGGAGAAGCGUAAGAUCAAACUGGUGUGGCGGAACGUGAUUGCCUUCGGAUACCUCCAUCUGGCUGCCGUGUAUGGACUCUGGUUGUUGUUAACCUCGGCCCGGUAUUACACCGUCGGGUUCGCAUUUAUUCUGUACGUCGUGUCCGGGCUCGGCAUUACGGCUGGUGCCCACCGACUAUGGGCUCACCGAUCGUACAAAGCAAAACUGCCGCUGCGAAUCAUUCUGGCCGUGUUCAACACUAUCGCCUUCCAGGACUGCGCCAUGCACUGGGCCCGUGACCAUCGGGUGCACCACAAAUACUCGGAAACGGAUGCCGAUCCGCACAACGCAACCCGUGGUUUCUUCUUCUCGCACGUCGGUUGGUUGCUGUGCCGCAAGCACCCGGAGGUGAUCGCCAAGGGACGUCAGCUGGACAUUUCCGAUCUGCGGGCCGAUCCGGUGCUGGCGUUCCAGAAGAAAUACUACAUGUUCCUGAUGCCACUGGCUUGCUUUAUCCUACCAACCGUCACGCCGGUCUACUUCUGGAACGAAACCUGGACCAAUGCCUGGUUCGUCGCUACCCUAUUCCGCUGGACCUUCAUUCUGAACGCGACCUGGCUGGUGAACAGUGCCGCCCACAAAUGGGGAGACAAACCGUACGAUAAAACCAUCAACCCGUCGGAGAACAAAACCGUGGCCUCGUUCGCGUUCGGCGAAGGCUGGCACAACUAUCACCACGUGUUCCCGUGGGACUACAAGACGGCCGAACUGGGCAACUAUCGGAUGAAUUUCACGACCGCUUUCAUCGACUUCUUCGCCAAGAUCGGUUGGGCGUACGAGCUGAAGACGGUGUCGCAGGAGAUCAUCGAGAAGCGUGUCAAGCGAACCGGAGACGGAACACACAACACCUGGGGCUGGGGCGAUGUCGAUCAGGACAGGGAGGAGAUCAGCGAUGCCAAAAUCAUCAACCGGAAGGAGGAAUAGAGGUGCGGGACAAAAAGAAACAAAGUGAGAGGUGUUUGACUGCUGGAAUGCGAGAGUUUGGGCGCAAGCGAGCGAGCGAUAGAUAGAGAGAGGGUAUAUAUUUAAACCGGUUAAUUACUCCAGUAGUACAGCAAAGCUUAGGUGAUCUGUUUUUGUCUAAACAUUUUUUUGUACAAGAUAUUUUCCCCCCUACGGGGAAGCGGUCCCCAAAUUUUUGCGGCUAUGCCUGAGAACCGUUAGAAUGGAGCAGGAGGUUUGUGAUAAAAUCAAAUAAGUUGAUUUUUGUUUGCCCGAAUCAAGACCCCGACAUCAGCAAAAAUUAUUCCAAUGUCUGCGACAAACAAUAUAAGCUGUAUCCAAGUGUCUAUUUCAGGAAAAUUAAAAACGAACAAAGUUUGUUACUAGAAGUCUAAUAAAGGAAAUUCAAAAUUUCAACGGAAUUGUUCUUCAAUAUUUCGGUUAGAAUUCAAAAUUCACUGAUAACGAUUGGAAAAACGGCUAUUUUUACUUAGCUUUAGAACAGUUCCUUUUACAUACGCCAAGGCACGAUACAAAAUUAUCAACUCUUAGAUUUAGUUUGUAUAAUUUAUUGUUUAAACUUAUCGGAGGAAACUAGUGUUUCUCAAAUUAUAUUUCUUAAGAAUGAAAAAUACAAGAAUGGUAAUGCUGUGAAUAUGAGAUCAUUAAAUAGAUAGACGCUCAGGAAGUGUCGUUUCUAAGCGGAAAACUUAAAUAGAAAUGGGACCUUUUUUAUUUCCUCUACUGAUCGUGGAACGUCUCCUUGAAGAACGUCCUUCCGUUUGAUGGCAAUGUUACAUUUUAAAACGUGAAAGAAAUUCUCCGAAUAAAUUGAGACUGAUGCGAAUAAAGCGGUCAAAUAAAUUGAUCCUACUACAAAGGAUUAGGCAGUAAAAAAAAUCUUGUGUGCCGAAAGUGUUAAACUAUUUGUUGUGUUUGAUUACUGGAAAAGCAGCCCGAGAAGUUACAAUUUCAAACUUAAUUAUUGGAGUCCAGCGAAACAGUAGAAUUGGUAAUGAAUAACAAAUCAAUCAUCUUCCGAUUAGACCUUGCUGAUCUACCAACGAGAUAAAAAAGAAAAGAAAGAUGUCAUGUGUAACAGAGCCAGCCAUCAAAGGUUAUGUUUUUGUAAGACCAUAAAAGUAAAUAAAGGAAUGCACAGCUCUUAACAAUGAUUGUAGUAGAUUAUAAAAUUUUAUGAGGUAAUCCGUAAAGAGUAAAUAACACAAUGUAACGAACUAACAAACAUAGGGAACAGAAGAACAAAAUACCCUAAAUGUUUCUAGUAAAAACACAAUAUAUGAUAAAAUAAAAGACUAUAAAAUGAGAUGAACAAAACAGUCUAAAAUAAAAUUAAUGUCAAAAUCAAAA
Messenger RNA from Topomyia yanbarensis, 2849 nucleotides. Its product is annotated as acyl-CoA Delta-9 desaturase-like. Gene Ontology annotation, molecular function: stearoyl-CoA 9-desaturase activity; iron ion binding. The record is from RefSeq and is a predicted model, not a curated record. Gene Ontology annotation, cellular component: endoplasmic reticulum membrane. The transcript is spliced from 5 exons. NCBI's taxonomy places the organism in Eukaryota, Metazoa, Arthropoda, Insecta, Diptera, Culicidae. Gene Ontology annotation, biological process: unsaturated fatty acid biosynthetic process. Bases 360 to 1460 code for a protein of 366 amino acids.